AUGGAGAUGAAGCUGAGCAAUCUGCCCUCCUCAGCUACGUACAGCCCGUCGCCGUGGAACAGCCUGUUAUGGCACACAUACAAUGAUAGUAUUAACUAUCAGUGGAACGAGGGCCAGCCGAGUGCAACCGAGAAGUACGCGACGGCUUUCGGUCUCGAUGUGAAGACUCUAAUGGACAGCCAUUGCGGUAUUCGUGCGGAGGCGAGUUCAGGCUACUGCAUCGACGCAGCGUACGGCUUGAGCCACGCGUGGGCGCCAGCUUCAGUUCUGGAGAAGGAGCCCAAAUGUCCCGUGACAUUCAGUGGCGUGACGUUCGAGCCCUUGGACAUUAAAGCGCUGCUGAUGGGAAUUUACGACACCGCAAGCAUUCCCACCGUAUUUACAGGUGUCCGUUACAGUGGCGGGAACUUCUCGGUCGACAACCAUGGUAGGAAUGAGGAUCCUGCGUACCGUGACCUGAACCCCGGAUUUUUCCACAUCGCUGCUACCAACAUUCUUGGCAAGCAUAAAGCCACCUUCAUCGUCGACCGAUACGCUAGCUACGAGGUGUGGAGCCAGCCCGUCGAUGGCUUCACAGUGCAUGAACAGAAGGUUAUGACUCCGGAAGAAGCCGCUCAGACUUUCUAUCGUCUCCAGACUUAUCCGUGGAACGAGGCCGCCAAGAGUAUUGUGCAUACCGGCACCGGAGCGGAUUACGAGUAUCUUUUGGAAAUGGACGACGUCGAUCAGAUCAUAGGCGGUGACCAGCUCUGGACACCGUGA
Phytophthora infestans T30-4 is the source of this 762-nucleotide messenger RNA. Its product is annotated as glycoprotein elicitor-like protein. Lineage: Eukaryota; Oomycota; Peronosporomycetes; Peronosporales; Peronosporaceae. Gene Ontology annotation, molecular function: aminoacyltransferase activity. The transcript has 4 exons. The coding region runs from base 1 to 762 and encodes 253 amino acids. The record is from RefSeq and is a predicted model, not a curated record.